GUACUCGUUCCCUUUGUACAGAGAUAAAUCGCUUACAGCACCGUGACCGUGCAGUUUAUUUACCUGUUAAAUAGACUCGACGUCUGCUAGUUUUGAAGUGAUCGCGGAGAGAGGUUUUACCUGGAGCGUGUAACGAUGGAGAUUUUAGACAUCCUCCCUGCCAACUUCGGCUACGUGAUUCUGACUUACUUCUACAGCUGGGUCAUGUUGACUUACCUCGGCGUUAACGUCGGACGUGCACGGAAGAAGUACGACGUGAAGUACCCCACUAUGUACAGCGAUAAGGACGACGUGUUUAACUGCAUCCAGAGAGCUCAUCAGAACACAUUGGAGGUUUAUCCACAGUGGCUGGUUUUCCAGACCAUUGCUGCGCUAGUGUAUCCCACGGCGGCCGCUGUUCUGGGAGUUAUCUGGGUGACCAGCAGGUUCUCCUACGCCUGGGGUUACUACACUGGCAACCCAGCCAAGAGGAUGAACGGGGUGUACGGCUACAUCGGCCUUUUCGGAGUGAUCAUCCUGUCCCUGUCUGUUGCUCUGCAACUGCUUGGCGUUAUUUAAGAGCGUAUAAUUAAACUCUACUCUCAAACAUAGCACUGACCAAGUUUUCGCUUCAAAGCAUUUUUGUAUAUCCAUUUCAUAGUUUUGAUAGUUAUAAUUCUCUACUGUUAAAGUUCAUUUAUCUGUAAACCUGUGAAAGCACUUAAAUAACACUGACCAUAAUAUGAAUUUCUUCUUUAGACCUGUGAACGCUCAUUCAUACCACUAACCCAGCAUUUAAUUUCCAAAAGCAUUAGCUUAACAUUUUUAUUUCUACAUCUCAUGGAUUUGCAGAACACUGAGUUUUGUUUUUUACAUUUCAUUUGUCUUGUAUUUCAGAAUAUUUCAGAAUAAAAGCAGACAUUUUUCAUUUAAA
Ictalurus furcatus (blue catfish) is the source of this 913-nucleotide messenger RNA. RefSeq names its product microsomal glutathione S-transferase 3b (gene mgst3b). NCBI's taxonomy places the organism in Eukaryota, Metazoa, Chordata, Actinopteri, Siluriformes, Ictaluridae. The transcript has 4 exons. Gene Ontology annotation, molecular function: glutathione peroxidase activity; glutathione transferase activity. Bases 136 to 558 code for a protein of 140 amino acids. Gene Ontology annotation, cellular component: endoplasmic reticulum; membrane; nuclear envelope. The record is from RefSeq and is a predicted model, not a curated record.